UCCCAGUUCAUUGGUUCUGAACCUUCUGUCACUGAAAAAUUGCGUAACCGCUCCGACGUCAGCUGUUUAUCAUGGAGGAAUAUGCCCGUGAACCCUGUCCAUGGAGGAUAGUUGAUGACUGUGGAGGUGCAUUUACCAUGGGGGCCAUUGGAGGGGGGGUGUUCCAGUCUGUUAAAGGCUUUCGGAAUGCACCUGUGGGUGUACGACACAGGCUAAGAGGGAGCGCAAAUGCUGUGAGAGUAAGAGCACCACAAAUUGGAGGUAGUUUUGCUGUGUGGGGUGGACUCUUUUCCACCAUAGACUGUGGUCUUGUGCGUUUACGGGGUAAGGAAGACCCUUGGAACUCCAUCACCAGUGGAGCCAUGACUGGAGCUAUACUGGCUGCACGCAGUGGUCCCCUAGCCAUGGUGGGCUCUGCAAUGAUGGGGGGAAUUCUGCUUGCACUAAUCGAGGGCUUUGGGAUACUUCUUACUAGAUACACAGCACAGCAGUUUCAGAAUCCGAGUCCUUUUGUGGAGGAUCCGAGUCAGCUUCCCCCGAAAGAAGGCCAAGAGACACGUGGUUAUGGACAGUAUCAGUAAAACCGCUGUGUUACAGUGGAGACUGUAAUAUUAUAGACUGUGAAAAAGAGAGGAUUGUUAGAAGUUUAGGACCCUCUUCAUAGUUUACAGUACCAUCCAGAGACAGGGGAUACUCCUGAACCUUUUAUCCUCUAUGGAGCGGUGCAGGGAUGACGUAUUUUUGUAGGCCAAACCUGGAAACAAGUUAGCAUUUUUGCACUUCUGGUUCAAUCAUCCUAAAGUCAAUGGGUUUUUUGAAUGGGUUUUUGGUUAAAUGCUUGAAAUAAGGUCUGUGGUGAUCACAAACUCAAGAUAUUUUCCAAUUUUAUUCUACAAUAUAAAAUAUAUCAGUAAUAUCCUCCUGUGUUUAACUUUUAUUUGUGUAGUGUUACAAUACCACCGGUGUAUAAAGCACACGAACGAGGAGAUAAGGAUAAAGUGAGUCUUUACUUGAAAAUUCAACAGGAGAAUACAGGAACAGACAGGAAUACACACCAUGUAGACACUAACGACACCCGACAACAUACUGAACAGAAACAGGAACUUAAAUACACUGAUUGAUUAACUCAAAUGACGAACAGCUGUGAUGAAUGUGAUAAGUGUCCAUAGUUACUGAUUGUGGCGGGAAACUAGAACAAAGGAACAUGUGACAGAUAACAAACAAACUGAAAGUCCAUGUGACUGUGACAUGUAGUAGUUGCUAACAAGUGGCUAAAUGGGACUACAGAGGUUUUGGGGACAUUAAACGUCAUCAGCCAAACAGAUAAACUCAUCUAUGCAAUUGUCUGCUUCCGCAGCCUUGUUGUGUUUAUAAUCAUGCUCUUACAAACUAUUAUAAGUCUAACUUUCAGGUAAAAUGAUUUAAACAAAGACUAAAAGAGUUGUCGGAAGCUUAGCGAUGGUGAUGUUGAAGUCAUGCGACUGUGGUGUAGUUCGAUUAUAGCCUACAUUUAGCUUUUGACUUCUGCUGAUUGUAUACGCUUCAAAGUUCAUAAAAGUUGUAUUCACUUGUGAAAAUUAUCGCGAUGAACAAAACGUGUAAGAAUCAUAAGCUUUUGUUAGUCACAGACCUUAUUUUCUGCAAUAAUCCAAAAGCCAAAGGAAAAAUACUUUUGAAGAUAAUGCCAACUUCUGGGUUGGCCUACAAAAAUAUGUCAACCCUGCACCACUCUAUUAGAUGGCCACUCAGGGGAAAGCAGUAAGUAAUUUGCAUUAUGUAUGAAUUGUAAUAUACACUUGUAUUUUCUCCUGUUGCAAAGGGAAAAUUGUCACCCAAAGAUUUUCGUCAAGUUUAUACAGGCUUGUUUGAACACUUCUUACUAAGACAAAUAUACUGUAUAAAUGUGUGCUAGAAAAGGACUCCAUUAGAGCAAUUUUCAUUUAGCCGUAUUCGUUUAUGUAAUUAAUUGCAAUGUUGCAAGACUUGAAUAAUGAUUCCUAUGAAAGUUAAUUUUGAAAUUGUUCAUAUUUUGAUUUUAAUAUCACCGAUGCAGUGUUAAUGCAAACAAGGCUAUGCAAAGUUGCAGUACAUUUUUAUAUUACAUUUAUCUUAAUGUAAUACAUGAUCUGGACUCUUGAUACACCAGCAGUCUCUUUUAGAUUUUGCUUUAGAUCUUCUGAAGUUAUUAAAAUUGAGAUCUUUCAGAGACUUUGGAUCUUUUCCAUUCCAAUUCCAUAGCAUCUCCUGCAUCCUUUACCAAUAAACUGAAAUGAAUUCAUCUCCAGUACAUAAUGUGCAGUCAAAAGAGACACUGUUGUUGAAGUUGAUAUUCAACUUUAAUGUUCCUCUACCAAAUUAAAUUUAUAUCAUUUAAUCUCUCCAGUUUGGUACUGGUAAUUUUCCUACUCUCUGUAACAAUCUUUGUGUAAUGUCUUGUAGUUUUUUUUUUUUUUUUUUUUGAUGGAUUAUUUAUUUUUUGGAGCACUAUAGAGACAAAAAUAAGAGAAUAUGUAUGUAUAAGUAGCCUGUCUCAAAGUAUUUUAUGGUUAAUGCAAAGGCCUGUAUUGUUUUAGAGAUGUUAUUAUUAGUAGGUAUUAGUAAUGGUGAUGAAACCCUGUUGUAUUUGUACUAUUAAAGCACUGCAAAGAUAUUAAAGUGA
Molecule: messenger RNA, 2659 nt
Organism: Ctenopharyngodon idella (grass carp)
Lineage: Eukaryota; Metazoa; Chordata; Actinopteri; Cypriniformes; Xenocyprididae
Gene: timm17b
Product: translocase of inner mitochondrial membrane 17 homolog B (yeast)
Exons: 6
Coding region: 72-581 (169 amino acids)
Biological process (GO): protein import into mitochondrial matrix
Cellular component (GO): TIM23 mitochondrial import inner membrane translocase complex; mitochondrial inner membrane
Molecular function (GO): transmembrane protein transporter activity
Source: RefSeq, a predicted model, not a curated record